Messenger RNA from Galeopterus variegatus (Sunda flying lemur), 4407 nucleotides. RefSeq names its product mitogen-activated protein kinase kinase kinase 19 (gene MAP3K19). The coding region runs from base 5 to 4063 and encodes 1352 amino acids. Gene Ontology annotation, molecular function: protein kinase activity; ATP binding. Lineage: Eukaryota; Metazoa; Chordata; Mammalia; Dermoptera; Cynocephalidae. Gene Ontology annotation, biological process: protein phosphorylation. The transcript has 11 exons. The record is from RefSeq and is a predicted model, not a curated record.
CGACAUGUUAACAGUCUACAGACCCAUGGAAGUUCUGUCUGAGCUCCUCAGGCAUCGUGCGGAUCCUAAACUCUGUGAUUUUAGUGGAAAAUCAGCAAUACACUAUGUGUCACAGAUAGAGAGUUUGAGGAAACAGCAGUUAUUGGACAUUCUAAUGAAUUCUGUGCCAAAGCCAGAAAGACAUGCUGAAUCAGUGCUUGACAUUUGUCAUGAUAUAAACUCUCCUCCAACUUAUAUGAUGACAGUUACCAAAAAUCAAAACAUAAUCUUGCAAAGCAUCAGCAGCAGUGAGGGCAAAAUUUUUUGUCAGGCCGUUAUAGGUGUUGAGAUUAUUGUGACUUUUCCAAGAUAUGUCAGUCAUCCCCAAGAAAUGAACCAAGAAGAUUUAAAAGAAAAAAAUCAGAUAACCUCAGUGCAUCAAGAAUGGGCACAAGCACAUUCUGCUUCUCCUCCAAAUGAAAUUGAGAUGAUGGACCUCAAGACAAAGACACUGACCGUGCAGCCUUUACUUCUCAAGAAAGAGGAAAAUUCUAAGGAGCUCUGCGACCUGAACCUGGGCUUUUUGUUGCCAAGACCUUGUUUAGAACCAAACAUUUCCAAGUCUGUAAUCAGAGAAGAUGCUUCUCAUUUUCUAAACGGGCAGCAAAGAAAAUCUGAAGAGUCUUCUACCUCUGAUAUGAAGUACAGUAGCCGAAGACUUGAGUUCCCUCUGCCACCAUUGUCAUUCUUGCCCAUUAGAUCUGAUGUCCAUACUAUCCCCUCAAAUCACAAGGUUUCAAAAGAGAGAGAAAGAAAUAUUCCAAGCUUCACGUCCUUAGUACCUAAACUCAAAGAGCCUGUUAGUCACUCUGAUGAGUUCACUUCAUCAAAGAAGCAGCAGGAAGCCUCACUUAAGGUGCUGGUGGAUCAGACCCUCAGGUCUUCUGAUAGCUCCAUUUGGUCAAGAAAUAUGUGCUCUUUUUGGAAGGCUAACCACCACAGACAACACCUGGAGACGGAGAACUGGAAAUCCAAGGAAAUAGAAGGAUGUGACAAAAUUGAAAUCUCUCACUUUGAAAAAGGGCAGUCUUCGUUGUCCUUUGAGAAUUUUAAGGAAGGCAGUAUUCCUACAGAUAGGGAACAGAAUAUUGACUGCUGUGGUAGUGAAAUGAGAAAAUCAGAAGAAAACUCUCAAAAUUUUCCAUCAAGAAAGAAAGAGAGUUCAGUAGUCAGAAACUAUGAACAAGAUUCAGAAAUUGUAUGUACCAUUCUAAGUGAGCUCCAAGAAGCCCGGCACUCAGAAAUAACUCCAAGCCAGGAUGAAGAGAUUAGAAACGAUACAGCUGAUUCAAAAAGCACUUCAUUACCUAAGGGUGAAGCAAUUCAACCGGACAAUAUUUUAGAAGAGUUUACUGUAUUUAAAAGCUUGUCCAAUGUAGUCUCUGAUGGACCCAUUGAGAAGCUUCCAAAAAGUCAUAGUGGCAUGGAGACAAACAUAAAAAUAUCAAUAGCAGAAGCAACCAAACCAGAAGUGAAUGGGAUGGUGCCUCUUAUCCACAUCACUCUCCCUGGAGAUGAAACUCCCAAGGAACCAGCUAUAACCAAACCAAACCUCCAAAAAAGAAAGGGCACUGUUCUUAACAGCAAUAGCUUCAACAAACUUGCCCACCAGGAAAAUGACAUGUAUAAGGUGAAUACACAUAGAAAUAAGUUGGAUUCGAAGACCAAGACAAGUAACAGGACAGCUCAGAAUUUCAUGAUUUCCUUUGAAGGUCCCAUUAAGCCUACCACACAUAAAACCAGCAUAAAACCUCAAGUUUUCCCUGCGUUAGGGCUUGUUGACCCCAAGCCUCGGCAAUUGCCCAAGUUUCAAAGGAGAAUGCCGCAGACAGAAAAGAAGCAAUUAACUUACCGGACUCAGAAACCUAAAAAACAAUCAUUUCCUUGCAUCUGUAAAAAUCCAGGAAUAAAAAAGUCAUGUGUUUCUCUCUCUCUUCAACCACCAGAGCCAAGACUAAAUUACCUAGAUCUUAAGUACAGUGACAUGUUCAAAGAAAUCAACUCAGCUGCUGAUGGACCUGGAAUCUAUGAAAUGUUUGGGACCCCUGUUUAUUGUCACAUGCGAGAGGUGGAACGGCAUGAAAACAAAUAUAACCGCCAGAUAUGCUCAGUUCCACCGGGCAGAUGUGUCACCAGUAAAUGUCGAUCUUCACACAGUGACAGGAACAGCGAUAGUAGAACAAGACUUUCUCAGAAAAAACCACAUACUAAACUCCCAAAGGCUUCACUUGGCAUUAAACAAAAGCACAAAGAUUUAGUUUCUAAAGAAAAGAGUUUUGAGACUGUAGGUAGCCACCUACAAGACAUUGGAAAUGAUGAUAUUUCAGAAACAGACUGGCAGAUAAAAUCUUCAGGCAAUGACUUUCUAUCUUCCAAAGAUGAAGUUCAGCCCAUAAACUUGGCUCAUACUCUUGAGCAGUCCACUGAACAGAACAAAUUCCUUCCUGCCUCAGAUUUAUCCAUUGUUAAUAAAAUUUGUAUGGAAGGAUCUGCUGAUGAAGGAGACAAUUCUAACCAUCACGUACUCAUCACAAGCCUUAGAGAUCUGCAAGAACUUGAAGAGCUUCAUCACCAAACCCCAUUUGUUUCUUCAGAAAACAGCUGGGCAGUGCCCACUGAGAAGAGUUCUAACAAGCAUGUAUUGCAAAAAAAGCAGAAUAUAGCAUCUCUUGGUAAAAUAAAUGCCAGCCAACUUUUAACUAAAGAUCUUGAGUUUGAUAGUGUUUCAGAUAAGUCUAAAACACUUAUGAGUUUCUCUUUCCAUGAGAAACAAGAAAAUGCAUCUUCCCAUACAUAUCAACACUGGGCACAUUCUUUGGAUCAUGAUAGUUUAGCAAGUAAGUCAUUCACAUAUCAAACAUUCGGAAAAACUUUAAAUGAUGCAAAUUCAAUUUCCCAAGAAAUUCUGGACUCUGUAAAGAAUGAAGAAUUGACAGAUGAACUAUUAGGUUGUCUUGCUGCAGAACUAUUAGCUCUUGAUGAGAAAGAGAAUAACUCUUGCCAAAUAAUGGCAAGUGAAACAGAUCCUGAAAACCGAAAUCUUGUGCUUAGUAGGAGAGGAAAUACCACAAAAGACUUGGGCAGAGAAGCAACAAAUGUUGAAAUGCAGAGGUGUAGUAAUGGAUUCAGGAUACAUGAUAGGGAGGAGAAAUUUCUUAACUCAAAUGGAAAGAAGACAUUGUCUGAAAAUAGUUUAAAAUAUGAAGAACCUAUCCUGUGGACCAAGGGUGAGAUCCUUGGGAAGGGAGCCUACGGCACAGUAUACUGUGGUCUCACUAGCCAAGGACAGCUAAUAGCUGUAAAACAGGUGGCGUUGGAUACCUCUGAUAAAUUAGCUAAUGAAAAAGAAUACCGGAAACUUCAGGAAGAAGUAGAUUUGCUCAAAGCACUGAAACAUGUCAACAUUGUGGCCUAUUUGGGGACAUGCUUGGAAGAAGACAUUGUAAGCAUUUUUAUGGAGUUUGUUCCUGGUGGCUCAAUCUCUAGUAUUAUAAACCGUUUUGGGCCAUUGCCUGAGAUGGUGUUCUGUAAAUAUACAAAACAAAUUCUGCAAGGUGUUGCUUAUCUCCAUGAGAACUGUGUGGUGCAUCGAGAUAUCAAAGGAAAUAAUGUUAUGCUCAUGCCAACUGGAAUAAUAAAGCUGAUUGACUUUGGCUGUGCCAAACGUCUGGCCUGGGCAGGCCUAAAUGGCACCCACAGUGACAUGCUUAAGUCCAUGCAUGGGACUCCAUAUUGGAUGGCCCCAGAAGUCAUCAACGAGUCUGGCUAUGGAAGGAAAUCGGAUAUCUGGAGCAUUGGCUGCACUGUAUUUGAAAUGGCCACAGGGAAGCCUCCACUGGCUUCCAUGGACAGGAUGGCAGCCAUGUUUUACAUCGGAGCACACCGAGGGUUGAUGCCUCCUUUACCAGACCACUUCUCAGAAAACGCAGCAGACUUCGUGUGCAUGUGCCUAACCAGGGACCAGCAUGAGCGACCUUCUGCUCUUCAGCUCCUGAAACACCCCUUCUUGAAGAGAAGUCACUGAACAUACAUCAAGACUUUCUUCUCAGUUCUAAUGUAGAUGCUCCAUUAUUGCUUAACUGUGGGGAAUGAGGUUAAGGGACCUUUGUUUUCCUAUCAUAAAUUCAAUCUAAUCCAAUUUAACCAGAUCCUGCAGUAUCACUAACUGAAAGUUUAGUUUCAAAUAAGCUUCCUUAAGCUACAGGCAUGAUUACUCUUGUGUAUGAGAAAAACAUUUUAAAUAACAACAAAGAAACCUAUUCCAGUGUUUACAGUUUUGAUUGUACAGGAGCUACAAUCUCUAUUGCUUUAUGUAUUUUAUUUUUGGCCUGUCAACUUUAAUGUCAUUAGUUUAAAAUAAAUUGUAAA